Molecule: messenger RNA, 4740 nt
Organism: Penicillium cinerascens
Lineage: Eukaryota; Fungi; Ascomycota; Eurotiomycetes; Eurotiales; Aspergillaceae
Gene: atrF
Product: ABC drug exporter AtrF
Exons: 2
Coding region: 1-4740 (1579 amino acids)
Biological process (GO): transmembrane transport
Cellular component (GO): membrane
Molecular function (GO): ATP hydrolysis activity; ATP binding; ABC-type transporter activity
Source: RefSeq, a predicted model, not a curated record
AUGGAUGCCGACCAUCGCGCAUUCGAGGCACAGGCCGAGAACAUGUCUUCCCGCCAGGAAUUCUCGGCUUAUACUACAACUACCAGUAGUCACCACAAUGAAUUUCACACCGAACCUUCCAAUGUUCAAUCCGGAGUGUCUGGUCAAGAGACCAAUGGACACGCUCACGUCGAUACCUUCACCAACAACCAUGAUGACGUCGCCACCACCGAGGAGAUCAAUCGCCAGACCGAGGCCCUAGACCCGAUCUCCACCAGCUCUUCUAAUUCUAGUUCUCAUGACAGCGUCGAGGGCCGUUGGGGCGAGAAGGAGGCGGGCGAGCCCGUCUCCCGCCGCGGUGCUAUGGAAGAUUUGGAGGAAAUGCGCCGCGAGUUGACCCGCCUCAGCUUGCACCGCACCCGCUCCACCGCCCCCAAGAGUGCGCGUCGCCUGAAGUCCCGCGCCAGUCGCAAGGAUGAAGAGAAGGCCCUAGACGAGGAGUCGACCGAUACUGAGGACACGGGCUUCGACCUGGCCGAAUUCCUCCUUGGCGGUCAUCUGGAGCGCCGAACGACCGCCGGCGAGCCGGCAAAGAAGGUUGGUGUCGUCUUUAAGAACCUGACUGUUCAGGGUAUUGAGACUGGUGCUUCAUUCGUGCGGACUUUGCCGCACGCUGUUGUCGGCACCUUUGGCCCGGAUCUGUAUAACCUCAUCUGCGCGUGGGGGAAGAAGCCUCCCGUUCGGAACCUCAUCAAUGAUUUCAACGGUGCUGUACGUGAGGGCGAGAUGAUGUUGGUGCUAGGCCGCCCCGGUGCCGGAUGUACCACCUUCCUCAAGGCAAUCUCAAACGACCGCGCUUCCUUCGCGGCCGUCACUGGUGAUGUCAGCUAUGGUGGUCUCUCGGCACAGGACCAGCACAAGCACUUCCGUGGCGAAGUGAACUAUAACCCCGAGGACGACCAGCAUUUCCCGUCGCUCACGGUCUGGCAAACGCUCAAAUUCUCGCUGAUCAACAAGACUCGCAAGCAUGAUCGCGACAGCAUCCCCGUCAUCAUUGAUGCGCUGCUGAAGAUGUUCGGCAUUAGCCACACCAAAAACACUCUGGUUGGUAACGAGUAUGUCCGCGGUGUCUCUGGUGGUGAGCGGAAGCGUGUUAGUAUCGCCGAGACUCUGGCUACCAAGUCGUCGGUUGUUUGCUGGGAUAACUCGACCCGCGGUCUGGAUGCAAGCACUGCUCUCGACUACGCCAAGUCUUUGCGUAUCAUGACCGACGUCAGCAAGCGAACCACCCUGGUCACUCUGUACCAGGCUGGUGAGAGCAUUUACGAGCUCAUGGAUAAGGUGAUGGUCAUCGACCAGGGCCGUAUGCUUUACCAGGGUCCGGCCAACGAAGCCCGACAGUACUUCAUCGACCUUGGAUUCCACUGCUCGGAGCAGUCGACCACCGCUGACUUCCUGACUUCGCUAUGCGACCCCAACGCCCGCCAGUUCCAGCCCGGCCGUGAGGCCUCGACCCCCAAGACUGCUGAGGAGCUCGAGCGGUUGUUCAAGAACAGCGACACCUACAAGUACAUCUGCAAUGAUCUCAGCAACUACGAGAAGCGCCUCGAGGAAACACAGUUGGAGGAUACCCGCCGUUUCCAGAAGACAGUCGCCCAGUCUAAGAGUAAGACCGUCUCGAAAAAGUCGCCUUACACUGUUUCCCUCGUCCGUCAGGUUGCAGCUUGUGUCAAGCGCGAGUUCUGGCUGCUGUGGGGCGACAAGACCUCUCUCUACACCAAAUACUUCAUUAUCAUCUCCAAUGGUCUCAUCGUCGCUUCUCUCUUCUAUGGAGAGUCUCUGAAUACCAGCGGCGCCUUCUCGCGUAGCGGUGCCCUGUUCUUCUCUAUUCUAUUCCUUGGCUGGCUGCAAUUGACCGAGCUGAUGCCCGCUGUCACUGGCAGAGGCAUCGUGGCCCGGCACAAGGAUUACGCUUUCUACCGUCCAUCUGCUGUGUCAAUCGCUCGUGUGGUCGUUGAUUUCCCGGCUAUUUUCUGCAUGGUUGUUCCCUUUACGAUUAUCGUCUACUUUAUGACUGGUUUGGAUGUGACUGUUUCCAAGUUCUUCAUCUAUUUCCUGUUCGUGUACACGACGACUUUCUGUAUCACAUCGAUGUACCGCAUGUUUGCCGCUCUGUCGCCAACUAUCGAUGACGCGGUGCGAUUCGCUGGUAUCGCUCUGAACCUGUUGAUUCUCUUCGUCGGCUAUGUGAUUCCCAAGCAGACUUUGAUCGGCGAAUCUAUCUGGUUCGGAUGGCUAUUCUACGUCAACCCGAUCUCAUAUAGUUAUGAGGCCGUCUUGUCUAACGAAUUCGCUGGUCGUACCAUGCAGUGUGCUCCCUCGCAGCUUGUCCCCCAGGGGCCCGGCGUUGAUCCCAACUACCAGGGUUGUGCCUUGACUGGUUCUUCCCUGGGGCAGAAAACGGUCCCUGGCGCUCAGUAUCUAUCGGUGAACUUCCAAUUCACCCGUCACCACCUAUGGCGCAACUUUGGUGUCGUCAUUGCUUUCACUGUGCUGUAUAUUCUGGUCACCAUAUGGGCCGCCGAGUUCCUCUCAUUUGUUGGCGGCGGUGGCGGCGCCUUGGUCUUCAAGAAGUCCAAGCGUGCUAAGAAAAUCACUGCCCAGACCGGCAAGGAGAAUGAUGAGGAGAAGGUCGCCGACCUGAACGAUGAUGCCGCUCGUGCUCGCGGCGAAUCGCCCUCUUCCGGAGACGACGCUGCUUUCAACCGGCUGUCGUCCAGCGAGCGGUGCUUCACCUGGUCCGACGUCGAGUACACUGUCCCCUAUGGCAAUGGAACUCGAAAGCUGCUGAACAAGGUCAAUGGAUUCGCCAAGCCUGGUGUUAUGAUUGCUCUUAUGGGUGCCUCUGGUGCUGGUAAGACUACUUUGCUUAACACUUUGGCCCAGCGCCAGAAGAUGGGUGUCGUCAAGGGCGAUAUGCUUGUGGAUGGUCACCCUCUGGGAGCCGACUUCCAGCGUGGCACUGGUUUCUGUGAACAAAUGGACCUGCACGACAAUACCUCGACCAUCCGCGAAGCUUUCGAGUUCUCAGCUAUCCUUCGUCAAGACCGCAGCACUCCCCGCCAGGAAAAGAUCGACUACGUCAACCGGAUUAUCGACCUUUUGGAGCUCGAGGAAAUACAGGAUGCCAUCAUCGGGUCCCUUAACGUUGAGCAGAAGAAGCGUGUAACUAUUGGUGUCGAACUGGCCGCCAAGCCUUCCCUGCUUCUGUUCCUUGAUGAGCCCACCAGUGGUCUGGAUAGUCAAGCUGCUUUCUCCAUUGUCCGAUUCCUGAAGAAGCUGUCUCAGGCUGGCCAGGCUAUCGUGUGUACCAUCCACCAGCCCUCGUCCAUGCUCAUCCAGCAGUUCGACAUGAUCCUGGCCCUCAACCCCGGUGGUAACACGUUCUACUUCGGACCCGUGGGCAUGGAGGGUGCCGCCGUGAUCAAGUACUUCGCCGAUCGUGGCUUCGUCUGCCCGCCGAACAAGAAUGUCGCCGAGUUCAUCCUGGAAACCGCCGCCAAGGCCACCGAACGCGACGGCAAGAAGGUCGACUGGAACGAGGAAUGGCGCUCUUCGCAACAGAACCGCGAGAUGCUGGAAGAGAUCGAGCGCAUCAGGACCGAGCGCAGCAAGAUACCCAUCGAGGAUAGCGGUAGCUCAACAUACGAGUUCGCCGCUCCCACCGCAAUCCAGAUCGAACUUCUCACCAAGCGUCUGUUCACGCAGUACUGGCGCGAUCCCUCAUACUACUACGGCAAACUAUUCGUCAGCGUGAUCAUCGGUAUCUUCAACGGCUUCACCUUCUGGAUGCUGCCGAACACCGUGGCAAGCAUGCAAGACCGCAUGUUCUCAUGCUUCGUGAUCAUCCUGAUCCCGCCGAUCGUCCUGAACUCUGUCGUACCCAAGUUCUACAUCAACCGCGCCCUAUGGGAAGCCCGUGAAUACCCAUCCCGUAUCUACGGCUGGGUCGCCUUCUGCACGGCCAACGUCGUCUGUGAAAUCCCCGCCGCCAUCAUCACCGGUCUCGUCUACUGGCUGCUGUGGUACUACCCCGUGGGUCUGCCCACCGACUCCUCGUCAGCAGGCUACGUCUUCCUCAUGUCGAUGCUCUUCUUCCUCUUCCAAGCCUCCUGGGGCCAAUGGAUCUGCGCUUUCGCUCCCUCAUUCACCGUCAUCUCCAACGUGCUACCCUUCUUCUUCGUCAUGAUCAACUUGUUCAACGGUAUCGUUCGCCCCUACGCAGAUUACCCCGUUUUCUGGAAGUACUGGAUGUAUUACGUCAACCCCGUCACCUGGUGGCUGCGCGGUGUUCUAUCCUCCGUCCUUCCCUCCGUGCAAAUCCGGUGCGCCGCAGAGGAGUACACGCGCUUCAAUCCGCCCCCUGGAAAGACUUGUGGCGAAUACGCCGGCAACUUUGUUCAGAAUCUCGCCGGCGUUGGAUACCUGAAUGAUCCUAAUGCCACUCAGAACUGCGAGUACUGCCCUUACUCCACUGGCUCAGAGUACAUGGCCAACCUGAACGUCCACGCCGGUGACAAAUGGCGCUGCUUCGGUAUUUUCCUCGCCUUUGUCAUCAUCAACUGGGCACUUGUCUACUUCUUCAUCUACACUGUCCGUGUCCGUGGCUGGGGCUUCGGUCUGGGUUAUGUGUUCGGACUGGGUGGUAUGAUCGUUGAUGCUAUCAAGAAGCCAUUCCAGAAGAAGGCGGCAGAGCAAUGA